Messenger RNA from Caenorhabditis auriculariae, 842 nucleotides. NCBI's taxonomy places the organism in Eukaryota, Metazoa, Nematoda, Chromadorea, Rhabditida, Rhabditidae. The record is from the annotation of a GenBank genome assembly.
AUGUGCUCGUCAACAACAGUUCUCGGAGUAUUUUUUGCAACGUUUUGCGUCGUGACAGCUUUCGCCGUGUCAGACUCUUUGGUGGAAGACCUCGAUGGAAACUUGAUUGUUUUUCCAAACGUCGAAACUCCAGAAAACGAUGCUCGUGGAAGGUAGGUUUUAUUUUCUCAACUGUAUCUUUUUCACAGUUCACAGUGGAGUUAUUCUACUUGAACAUUUUUAAUUUCUCUGAAAAUUGAUUGAAAAAAAUUAUUUUUUUCUUAAUCUAAAGUUCCUGGAUAUCGCCUUAACAAAACUUCUCAUUUUUAAAAACUGACGUUUCUAAGUUACACCAGAUUUUCAAAGAACGCUUAAAUUUUACAGUGAAACAUCUUCGUUUACAGACAGGGAAAAAAGUUAGAUUCAAAUUGCAUAUUCUAUAAAGUCAUCAACUUCGCGGAAAAGAAUUAAUAAUUUAGAAAAGUUGAAACAUGGCUUCCCCCCUCGAGUUAUCAAAAUUCCCCAUUCUCAGAGUACAAUGAUGAACAAAAUUAAACAUCUUGGCAUCAAAUAUUGUGUUUUUCCUUGAAGCUUCUCAUCACAUAUCGUUGCUCUGAGGCCGGACUACACUUUUUGGAAGAUGGUGAAUGUUCUCAGGAGCAUGUUCGACGCAAGAACCGCAGAAAAACGCCGGUCCAAUCGAGGUCGGUUAGAAAUAGCUUAAUUUUUUCGAACUUCAUUGUUUAAUUUAACUAUGUGAGUUUUAUCUUUCAAUUUGAACAUUUUCAGAGAUCGAUAGGCCAGUUCAACCAGAACUCCGAUCGCGACGACUUCUCCUCAAUUUCGGAGAUUAUCGUCGUUGA